Papaver somniferum (opium poppy) is the source of this 2459-nucleotide messenger RNA. RefSeq lists its product as uncharacterized. Gene Ontology annotation, molecular function: protein binding. The record is from RefSeq and is a predicted model, not a curated record. The coding region runs from base 189 to 2201 and encodes 670 amino acids. The transcript has a single exon. NCBI's taxonomy places the organism in Eukaryota, Viridiplantae, Streptophyta, Magnoliopsida, Ranunculales, Papaveraceae. Gene Ontology annotation, biological process: cell surface receptor signaling pathway.
ACUCAUGUAAAGAUUUCUUUUUUCAGAGUCAAGAAGUCUUAUAACACACACUCUGUAAACCCACCAACAAGAAGAAGAAGAAAAAAAAACCAAACCUUGUUUCUCACUGUUGUAAUUCAAGAUUUGGGGAUCUCAAAUCGGAUUCUAAUUAGGGUUUGAGAGAAAUUUUUUCUAUAUUUUUUUUUUCAAUGGCGGAUAUAGUGAAACUGAUCUUAGCUAAGCCAAUUCAAUUAGCUGAUCAAGUAUCAAAACUAGCUGAAGAUCCACACUCAUUUAAACAAGAAUGUUCAGAAUUGAAAUCCAAGACUGAGAAAUUAGCAGCACUUCUUCGUCAAGCAGCAAGAGCGAGUUCUGAUUUAUACGAAAGGCCAACACGGAGGAUUAUUGAUGAUACUGAACAGGUUCUCGAUAAAGCUUUGGCUCUAGUUACUAAAUGUUGUGCUAGUAAGAAUUUAAUGAAGAGAGUUUUUACUAUUAUACCAGCUACUCAGUUUAAGAAAAUGUCUGGGAAUUUGGAGAAUUCGAUUGGUGAUGUUUCGUGGUUGUUAAGGGUUUCUGCUGCUUCAGCUGAUGGAAGAGAUGAUGAGUAUUUAGGGUUACCUCCUAUUGCGGCUAAUGAGCCUAUUCUUUGUUUAAUUUGGGAGCAAAUUGCUACUCUUGUUAAUGGAUCAAUUGAUGAUCGAUCUGAUGCGGCUGCUUCGCUUGUUUCGUUGGCUCGUGAUAAUGAUAGAUACGGGAAAUUGAUUAUUGAAGAAGGUGGAGUUGGUCCGUUAUUGAAAUUGGUGAAAGAAGGGAGAAUUGAAGGUCAAGAGAAUGCUGCUAGAGCUAUUGGUUUAUUAGGUCGGGAUCCUGAGAGUGUUGAACAUAUGAUUCAUGCUGGUGUUUGCACUGUUUUCGCCAAGAUUCUCAAAGAUGGUCCAAUGAAAGUUCAGUCCAUGGUUGCUUGGGCUGUUUCUGAAUUGACAAACAAUCAUCCUAAAUGUCAAGAUCAUUUCGCUCAGAACAAUAUCAUUCGGUUACUUGUGGGGCAUCUCGCGUUCGAAACGAUUCAAGAACAUAGUAAGUAUGCUAUUACUAGUAAUAAAGCUGCUAUGUCUAUUCAUUCUGUUGUUGUUGCUAGUAGUCAUGAUAAACAAAUAACUGGUUCCGCUAUUACCAACACCCCCACUGCCACCCCUAACAAUAAUGUGAAGGGAGUCAAUGGGGAUGAGAAACAGAUUUUGGGUCAGAUCCCUCAUCCCAUGGGGAAAAACAACCUCAAUAACAGUAUGCAUAAUGUAGUUAAGCACACAAUGUCUACGAUGCCUAGCAAAGUAGGACAGAGAUCACCAUCUAGUCCACUCCAACCCAUUGUUAAUUCUACUGGGCAUCAGCAGAAUCACUCCCUUGAUAGCAAAAGCAGUCAUCAUUUGUCAUCAGCUGCAAAAGGGAGGGAAUUGGAAGACCCAGCUACCAAGACUGCAAUGAAAGCUAUGGCAGCGAAAGCAUUGUGGCAUCUUGCUAAGGGGAAUUCUUCUAUUUGUAAGAGUAUCACCGAGUCUAGAGCGUUAUUAUGUUUUGCUGUAUUACUUGAAAAGGGUUCAGAUGAUGUUCAGUACAAUUCCGCUAUGGCAUUGAUGGAGAUUGCUUCUGUUGCUGAAGAAGACCCUGACUUGAGACGAUCUGCAUUCAAACCCAAUUCUCCAGCUGCUAAGGCCGUCGUGGAUCAAGUUUUGAAAGUUAUCGAGAAUGGUGAUACAGACCUUCUCAUCCCUUGCAUCAAAGCAAUGGGUCAUUUGGCCAGGACUUUCAAAGCAACCGAGACAAGGAUUAUUGGUCCGUUGGUGAAAUUGUUGGAUGAGAAGGAAAGUGAAAUUACAAGAGAAGCAGCAAUUGCUCUCACCAAAUUUGCUUGUUCGGGUAACUAUCUCCACCUUGAUCAUGCAAAAGCUAUCAUUACUGCAGGUGGAGUUAAGCAUCUAAUCCAACUUGUGUACUUCUCCGAACAGAAAGUUCAGAUUUCGUCUUUGGUAUUGUUAUGUUAUGUUGCUUAUCAUGUACCAGAUAGUGAGGAAUUAGCUCAGGCAGAAGUACUUACAGUUCUUGAAUGGGCAUCAAAACAAGCAUAUAUGAUUCAACAUCCGACACUAGACACACUUUUGCCUGAGACUAAAAGUAGAUUAGAGCUUUAUCAGUCUAGAGGAGGUAGGGGUUUCUAUUAGAAUUCGAUGUCAAGUAAAUUAUUUUGUAUUUCGUUUAUUGUUCCAUUGAGUGUAUAUAUAUUUCUGCCGUUGUUGUUUAUUUAAGGGAAGACAUUAGAAAUCCAUGAACAAUCAUAUUUUGUUCUCUUUCAAUUGAUUUGCCAUGGGUUUCUUUGUUAUCUCAUUUUAUAUUGGUUCUUCAUUUAUUCCUGUAAAAACAAUGUUAUUGAAAGAAGGCAUAAAAACUCAGGAUGGUCGUUGCAUUAAAUUUCUUGAUAA